Messenger RNA from Penicillium canescens, 1869 nucleotides. Its product is annotated as alpha-galactosidase D. The transcript is spliced from 5 exons. Gene Ontology annotation, biological process: carbohydrate metabolic process. Lineage: Eukaryota; Fungi; Ascomycota; Eurotiomycetes; Eurotiales; Aspergillaceae. Bases 1 to 1869 code for a protein of 622 amino acids. Gene Ontology annotation, molecular function: hydrolase activity, hydrolyzing O-glycosyl compounds. The record is from RefSeq and is a predicted model, not a curated record.
AUGUUGCUCAACAUACUAUCACUGGCCUUGCUGCCUUUCGGUAUCAAUGCCGCCAUAUUGAAGACCCGACUUGAUGAUGGAGUAGCAGGUACACCUCCAAUGGGAUGGAACACCUACAACCACUAUUCGUGUUCCCCGAAUGAGAAAAUUGUACGCUCAAACGCGAAAGCCUUGGUUGAUCUCGGCUUGGAGAAACUCGGUUAUCGCUACGUGACAACUGAUUGCGGGUGGACGGUUGCUGAUCGCUUAGCAAAUGGAUCUUUAACUUGGAAUGAAACGCUGUUUCCAAGUGGAUUUCCUGCUCUUGGAGAGUACAUCCAUGACUUGGGUUUGCUAUUUGGUGUCUAUGAGGAUGCAGGUAUUAAAACAUGUACAACGGGAAUUGAGCAGGCUGGCAGUCUGGAUCAUGAGGAACAGGAUGCUGCGACUUUCAUGUCCUGGAAUGUCGACUCGCUGAAAUAUGACAACUGUUAUUCUGACGAAGCCACUGGAUACCCAAACACAAACUACGCGCCUAGCAUUUCGCCGCGUCUCAGGUACGCAAACAUGACGAAAGCGCUGGCUGCCCAGAGCCGAAAAGUCCUCUUCCAAAUCUGCGAAUGGGGUCUCGACUUUCCCGCGCUCUGGGCACCAUCCCUGGGUCACACAUGGCGUAUCGGCAACGACAUCAUUCCAGCAUGGCGAAGUAUCUUCCGAACACUCAACCAAGCAGUACCGCAGACAUCCUUCGCAGGACGUGGCCAAUGGCCCGACCUCGAUAUGCUGGAAGUUGGAAACAACGUUUUCACAACACCUGAAGAGCAAACCCACUUCUCAAUGUGGGCUAUUCUGAAAAGCCCGCUCGUGAUUGGGGCUGCGUUGAAGGAUGAAUUGACGCAGAUCAGCGAUGCCUCGCUUUCGGUUCUCUCGAACAAAGAUGUUAUUGCCUUCAACCAGGAUUCUCUUGGCCAAAGUGCGAGUCUUCGGCGUCGUUGGACGGAACAGGCAUAUGAGGUGUGGAGUGGGCCCUUGUCCGGAGGCAGAACUGUUGUUGCGUUGAUUAACUGGGCCAAUGAAGCGCGGGAUUUGACCUUGAAUCUCCCGGAUGUUGGUCUUCAGACUGCAGGAACUGCGAAGGAUGUCUGGAAAGGCAAGACCGUCAGCAAUGUGAAGACAUCCUAUUCGAGCUCCGUUGAGGCUCACGGUGUGAUGCUUCUGGAGUUGCGUGAUACUACCCCAGCGGGCGUGUACCCAAGCUCGAAAUUUGGAACUCGGAACGGCAUUCCAGUCGGCAAGUCUGCCAAAAGCGUCUCCUCACCACUUUCUCUUGUGGCUGGUUCAUCCAACGAGAUUACAAUUCAAUCCACCAUUUCAAUCGAUUCCAUUCGCAUCGAAUCUCCGUCCAGCACAUACUACCCAUGUACUUCAUUUACCCUGAGCGGUUCCGCGGCUCUUGCAAAAUGUGGUACAGGAUUCUGUCUUCCGGUCGGAUCCAAGAUUGGAUACAUCGACGGAAAAUCGACCGCUCGCGCCAGCGUCCACGCAACUGUAUCUUCACUCGGCACCGCCAGCGCAACCUCGAAAUAUCUGGAAGUUGACUUCAUCAACAAUGACAUUGCUCUGGCGACUAGUUGGGGCUUCGGGUCGAACACCAGAAACAUGACAAUCACUCUGAACGGUGGAGACCCCGUCCGACUCGAAGUCCCUUUGACUGGUCGUCACAGUGAGCUGUUUGGACCGGGGUUAGGUUGGUGGGAUAGCUCGACACUGGGGAUCGUAGUUGACGGUUGGAAGAAUGGUGAUAACGAGGUAAUCAUUGGCAAUGUGGCGGCUGGGAAUGUGUUCCAGUCUUAUGGUGCGGACUUCGUGGGUCUUCGGCUUUAUAAUUGA